AACGGAAAUCAUUUAUUUGAUCAAGAGGGAAAGCGGGUUACCGGAGCAAGAACAUGUCAGCCACAUUUCCCGGCCUGGUCCAUGAUUCCGAGAUACGUCAUGACGGGUCCAACAGUUAUCGUCUGAUGCAACUCGGUUGCCUCGAGAGCGUCGCCAACUCUUCCGUGGCCUACAGCUCCUCCUCGCCGCUCACAGCCUACCCGCCGACGGCCACAGAGUUCGCCUCGCCCUACUUCUCCACCAACCACCAGUACACCCCCCUGCACCACCAGUCCUUCCACUAUGACUUCCAGCACUCCCACCCAGCCGUGGGCCCAGAGGCGUAUGGCCUCAACUCUCUCCACUCCGGGCAGUACUACCAGCAGAUUCACCAUGCAACACAUGGCGAUGCAGACUUCAUCAACCUGCACAGUGCCCGUGCACUCAAGUCCUCGUGCCUGGAUGAUCAGCAGAGGCGCGAGUUGGGCUGCCUGGACGCUUACCGGCGACAUGACCUGUCUUUGAUGACGUCACACGGCGGACAGUAUAGCAUGCACCACGACCAGAGGCUGCUGCCUGCGGCAGGUCUGGGGCUCCCUACCCCUGGGGCGGAUGACCUGCAGGGCUCCGUCGAGGCGCAGUGCGGGCUCAUGCUCAAUGGCCAAGGUGGCGUCAUCCGAAGAGGAGGAACCUGUGUGGUGAACCCCACUGAUCUGUUCUGCUCUGUCCCCGGCCGUCUGUCCCUCCUGAGCUCAACCUCCAAAUAUAAAGUCACCAUCGCUGAGGUGAAGAGACGCCUCUCGCCUCCAGAGUGUCUCAACGCCUCACUACUGGGAGGAAUCCUCCGCAGAGCUAAGUCUAAGAAUGGUGGUCGUUGUCUGAGGGAAAAGUUAGAUCGACUGGGACUCAACCUACCAGCUGGACGGAGAAAAGCUGCCAACGUUACACUCCUCACCUCUCUGGUGGAAGGUGAGGCGCUCCACCUGGCUAGAGACUUUGGUUAUACGUGUGAGACAGAGUUUCCUACCAAGGCAGUAGGCGAACAUCUAGCCAGUCAACACAACGAACCCAAGGAGACCAACGCACGCAAGAAGAUGGUGCUAGCCACCAAACAGAUCUGUAAAGAGUUCCAGGACCUGUUGAGUCAGGACCGUUCUCCUCUUGGCUCCUCCAGACCCACACCUAUACUGGACCUGGAUAUACAGAGACACCUCACACACUUCAGUCUGAUCACCCAUGGGUUUGGGACUCCGGCGGUGUGCGCUGCCCUUAGCACCUUCCAGACCGUUCUCAGUGAGAUGCUCAACUUCCUGGACAAACAAUCUGCCGCUGGGAACCAUGGGAAAACCUCAGGUCAGGAGACGGAAAAGACCGGAACCGCCCGGAAAAACAGCGAACCGCUCAAUAAAGAGGAGAAAGCUGAAAAGACAGAGUAACCCCUCCCCUGUGCCUUGGGAGGAGGAGCUAUGGAGACAGUUAUGUUUAUUAAUUCUGAUCAACAGGAAGUAGAGACAUGGACUUCUGGUCACCGCCAUCUGGGAGCCAAUGGGAGAGGAACACACUGUUCCCCCUUCAGUGUCCACCUGAACAGUGCAAUUAAUAAGUGUUUACCAUUUUAGAACUGAGAGACUGUGGUCUGGGGUUACUAUGUUGGUGAGACUGGGGUUACUAUGUUGGUGAGACUGGGGUUACUAUGUUGGUGAGACUGGGGUUACUAUGUUGGUGAGACUGGGGUUACUAUGUUGGUGAGACUGGGGUUACUAUGUUGGUGAGACUGGGGUUACUAUGUUGGUGAGACUGGGGUUACUAUGUUGGUGAGACUGGGGUUACUAUGUUGGUGAGACUGGGGUUACUAUGUUGGGGAGAGUGUUAGACUGGGGUUACUAUGUUGGUGAGAGUGUGAGACUGGGGACUGGGGUUACUAUGUUGGUGAGAGUGUGAGACUGGGGUUACUAUGUUGGUGAGACUGGGGUCUGGGGUUACUAUGUUGGUGAGACUGGGGUUACUAUGUUGGUGAGACUGGGGUUACUAUGUUGGUGAGACUGGGGUUACUAUGUUGGUGAGACUGGGGUUACUAUGUUGGUGAGAGUGUGAGACUGGGGUUACUAUGUUGGUGAGACUGGGGUUACUAUGUUGGUGAGACUGGGGUUACUAUGUUGGUGAGAGUGUGAGACUGGGGACUGGGGUUACUAUGUUGGUGAGAGUGUGAGACUGGGGUCUGGGGUUACUAUGUUGGUGAGAGUGUGAGACUGGGGUUACUAUGUUGGUGAGACUGGGGUUACUAUGUUGGUGAGACUGGGGUUACUAUGUUGGUGAGACUGGGGUUACUAUGUUGGUGAGAGUGUGAGACUGGGGUUACUAUGUUGGUGAGACUGGGGUCUGGGGUUACUAUGUUGGUGAGACUGGAGUUACUAUGUUGGUGAGAGUGUGAGACUGGGGUUACUAUGUUGGUGAGACUGGGGUUACUAUGUUGGUGAGAGUGUGAGACUGGGGUCUGGGGUUACUAUGUUGGUGAGACUGGGAUUACUAUGUUGGUGAGAGUGUGAGACUGGGGUUACUAUGUUGGUGAGAGUGUGAGACUGGGGUUACUAUGUUGGUGAGAGUGUUAGACUGGAGUUACUAUGUUGGUGAGAGUGUUAGACUGGGGUUACUAUGUUGGUGAGAGUGUUAGACUGGAGUUACUAUGUUGGUGAGAGUGUUAGACUGGGGUUACUAUGUUGGUGAGAGUGUUAGACUGGGGUUACUAUGUUGGUGAGAGUGUUAGACUGGAGUUACUAUGUUGGUGAGAGUGUGAGACUGGGGUCUGGGGUUACUAUGUUGGUGAGACUGGGGUUACUAUGUUGGUGAGACUGGGAUUACUAUGUUGGUGAGAGUGUGAGACUGGGGUUACUAUGUUGGUGAGAGUGUGAGACUGGGGUCUGGGGUUACUAUGUUGGUUAGACUGGGGUUACUAUGUUGGAGAGAGUGUGAGACUGGAGUUACUAUGUUGGUGAGAGUGUUAGACUGGGGUUACUAUGUUGGUGAGAGUGUGAGACUGGGGUCUGGGGUUACUAUGUUGGUUAGACUGGGGUUACUAUGUUGGAGAGAGUGUGAGACUGGGGUUACUAUGUUGGUGAGAGUGUUAGACUGGGGUUACUAUGUUGGAGAGAGUGUGUUUAUGUGUGUGUGCGUGCGCCUGUGUGUGCGCCUGUUGCUUGCCUGGGUGUGGGUGUGUGUGCGCCUGUUGCUUGCCUGGGUGUGGGUGUGUGCGCGCCUGUUGCUUGCCUGGGUGUGGGUGUGUGUGCGCCUGUUGCUUGCCUGGGUGUGGGUGUGUGUGUGCCUGUUGCUUGCCUGGGUGUGGGUGUGUGUGCGCCUGUUGCUUGCCUGGGUGUGGGUGUGUGUGCGCCUGUUGCUUGCCUGUGUGUGGGUGUGUGUGUGUGCGCCUGGGUGUGGGUGUGGGUGUGUGUGCGCCUGUUGCUUGCCUGUGUGUGGGUGUGUGUGCGCCUGGGUGUGGUUGUGGGUGUGGGUGUGUGUGCGCCUGUUGCUUGCCUGGGUGUGUGUGAGUCCAGAUCUCUGAGACUAGCCCAUUUUGUAAAGAUGAAUAUUCAGUUGCCAUAGAAACAGGUUGUUGUGCAUGUCGCCUCCCCAGAACUUUGUUUACGACACCAGCUCUUUGUCCCUUCAGAAACAUUUGUAUAGAUAUAUAUAAAUAUUUAAAUAACUUUUCUUGUCGGCUUUGAACUACAUAUACUGUAUGUUAAAACCAUACCUUCUGAAAUACCUGUGUUGAAUAAAAACUAUUGAUACAAGUU
Salvelinus fontinalis (brook trout) is the source of this 3770-nucleotide messenger RNA. Its product is annotated as transcription factor AP-2-delta-like. Gene Ontology annotation, biological process: regulation of transcription by RNA polymerase II; anatomical structure development; regulation of cell population proliferation. The transcript has 8 exons. NCBI's taxonomy places the organism in Eukaryota, Metazoa, Chordata, Actinopteri, Salmoniformes, Salmonidae. Gene Ontology annotation, molecular function: RNA polymerase II transcription regulatory region sequence-specific DNA binding; DNA-binding transcription factor activity, RNA polymerase II-specific. Gene Ontology annotation, cellular component: nucleus. Bases 54 to 1415 code for a protein of 453 amino acids. The record is from RefSeq and is a predicted model, not a curated record.